CAUGUCUAUAGAUCUUUCCAAAUCUCGCACGGAAUCUGCUCCCGCGCAACGUGCGGGCCAUGUGCCCGUCCGGCCAGUCCGCCGCCGCUCGCCGCGCCGCCAUGCCGCGUGCUACGCUCAUGCUGCUACUGUGCGCUCUUGCGCGCGCCACCAUCAUCGCCGAUCAGCCCACCCUCUCUGAUCGCCUCCAAAAACUUUACGAGAAACUCGACAAUUUCUCGCUGAAAUCAACCGAACCGUCUCUUGACCGUAUAGGGAAGCUGUACGAGAAUCCAGUAAAAACCUCCCCAAGCACUCAACGGAUCGAUAAGUUGUACGAAAAGCUGGACCGCCUGAAUUCUUUGACGCCGGACGAAAGUAAUCAGAAGUAUCUCUCGGAUGACGAUGAGGAGCUGUUGGAUGCUCUGCAGGAGUGGGGGAUGCUGGACGACGACAUCGGCGCAGAGGCGAGAUACCUGCAACGUCUUAAGUCUGAAGACGGAGACUAUGACGAUGAGGAUAUAGACAUGGAAGAUGACUACGCCAUGGACGACGGUGAAGACCUGGAACCAGAUGACCGGGAGGGCACCACCGCAAAGACCGUGAGGUUCCCAACCCCGUCGGCUCUGAACCGCCUGGAAAGGCUUGGGACUGCCUUUUCAGCCUUGUCUGUAGUGGGCGACACCAGGUCUUUGGCCAGAGAAGGUCCUCAGAUUGUCGAGUUGGAAAAUGUGGUGUCGGCGGUGGACAGCUUAGCCGCUACCAAGGAGAGACCCAGGAUUUUAGACGAUACAUCGCUGACGAAACAAGAGCAAGCGGGUGUAGCGCGAGCAGCACGCGCGUAUUUGUCGGCAAUGGUGCCUCGCGGCAAGUGCAUCACGCCGCAGCCUCGGUGGUUGUCCGUGCGGCACAUGGCCCCCGCAUCUGACACCCUAUACCGGCCAACUUGCGUGCUGCUCCACCGCUGCGCCGCCGACACGGGCUGCUGCCACAACGAGGAGCAGGUCUGCGCGCCCGUGGAGGGCCAGUACGUCAUUAUCCCCCUAUACUUAAGAAAACCAAGUGGGCUCAUGGUAGCGCGCAUGCAGUUCUUCAACCACACCCGCUGCGCCUGCGUCUCUCAAGAGACAUUGCAGACUGUCCCACGAGCAUCUCGCCGGCACUUCCAAGAGAACCAUAAUCUUAAUCAGGAGAGUACCAUCCAGGACAGACAAGACAAGCCCCAUGUUGGACCGCUAGAAGCGAGAGAAAGACGGGAGGAGAUGGAGAGCACGAGUGCGAGCGCGAGCCAGAGCGAUUGGCCCACGCAAGAGCCUAAGCAAGAAAGCGAGACAGCUGCGCCACCACAGCUAAAAAGAUGCACCUGCCCGACGUUAUUCCUGGCGCGCGCGUCCGACGCCGGCUGCGUUUGCGGGUGUGACUGGAAGGACCUACAGCGCCGGCGCGACUGCAUUUCACUCUCCCGCGGACGCGAGCACUUUGGUUUGCGAGACCGGGUCUGCGUGGGCACUGGCGAUUGCAACCCGCCCACUUGCGAAUACGGCGCGUAUGAGAGGAACUUUGGAAGGUGCCCCCUUAAGAGGUUUAGGAGGGGCAGGUUUAAGCCUGGGAAGUACUUGGACAGAACGUUGACGGGAAGUUAGGUUAUUCAUAUUAUUAUUGAGUUUUUUCAAGUGUCCGUCUAAUACCAGUAAAUAGGUAAGGAUUAAAAUGUUGUAUUAAAACCAAACAAUUUCAAAGCUAGAACCAGAAGUAGUUAUUGGUAAUAGUAAUAGUUAAUGUAUAUUUAUGUUCUUUCGUUGACUUUCCUAUACCUUAGUACCAGUAAUUGUAUGUGAUUAGAUCAAACAAUUUUGAGCCUGUACCUAAAUUGACGCCAGGAGAUACAGCCGUUUAAAUAUGAUUCAUAAAUCAUAAAUUAUGAAAGCAUCCCCCAAAUCUGUAGUCGGCGACUAGUCGGCAAAAAUGGCCGAUUAGUCGGCACUUUAUUAGUGAAAGAAAAACAGAAAAAAAAGAAACCAACAGUCAAUAUUUACCAUAUAUUAUGUUUUAUGUUUAUUUUACUAAAAUACCUAUUCAGGGUGCAUACGUAAACUUUUUUUCAUAUAAUUGACCGUUUGAUCGUUAUCAUAUGUUGGUGGGAUGGUGUUUUCCUCUACAGGGGGCCGAUUUUUUAAUUUCGACCGCUAGAUUUCGUGUAUUUCGUUCAAUAAUAUCUCCACUACUAGGCAUUCAAAUUCUACGAAUAGAAUUGAAAACGAGUGGUCAAUACCACUCGAUUCCAAAUUUCUAUCGCUCGUAUUUCAAAAAUUAGCAUUUCGCGUUUUUCCACCGAUUUUCGAGUGACGAAGUCAAGCAAUCGAAAUUCAAAAAUCUCUUCCCAGGUCUAUCUCAACUGAUUCUCGUGUAAUUUCAUGUGCAAGUUCGAUAGUUAAUUUUUUUAUUAUUAUUCAGUUUUUGUUUUUUUUUUUAAUGGUGAAACCAUGCGGAACUAAUAAUGUUAUUGCAAAAUUUAGAGACUUAGUUAGGGCACGUUGCUCGUAAAGGCGCUGACCACAGGGGAUAGGUUCUUAACUGGCGACUACGUACGGGAAAUAGAGCCUUGGAAAUACCUCCUACAAGCUGUACUGACGAUGACGGUCUGCUCAGGAUCGCAAAAUAAAAGAACUAAAAACAGAAAUUGAACGAGGAUUCUUGUGAUAGGUCUUUGAACCUGUAGAGAACACCUUUUAGCCAAGCUAAAUUAUGAUGAAUAGCGCAACCAAAGGAGCAAAACUAUUGUUUUGCACCUGAACUUAUACGAAACUAAUGAUCUGGCCGACUAGCCGACUAGUCGGCCGACUAAUCGGCCAUUCGAGCGCCGAUUAGUCGGCUAGUCGGCCAAAUCAAUAGUCGGUACAUCACUACUACCACCAUAAUUUAUGACGUCACAAAUGGCGUGUGAGGCGUUUUCGCGCGAGGUUUAAACUAGCUAUAAUAAAAUGCAAUUAUUUAUGUUAAAUCUUAUGAGUAUAGCUGAAAUAUUGUGUUUUUCGGAACCAAUACAAGUGUACCGAUAAUAUUAAAAGGGAUUUCAAAAUUUGUCAUCAGGCCAAUUGUAUACAAUACUUUUUCUACUAGUCACAAAAAUAAUACUUUAAACUAACUAGUAGAAUCAUACAAACAAACCAAACUAAAAGUAUACAGCUAAGAUUCGCGAACAGCCGCGAUACCUUCAUACUGGUACGCGACCCGGCCGCCGCGCCCGCGCCCUACGGCGGGCUGGUCAACGACACCUUCUCGUAACUCAUGACUCAUGAGGCCCUGGUACUUGCUCCACGCUAAAUUAAAUUUUUAGACAGUUGUUUUCUCGAUUUUGGCCACCGUAGCCUAUGGAGACUAACAAGCAACACUAAGUGGUUUCCGUAGUCUAUGGAUGUUGCUAUAUUAAGGGUGUCACAUGCGCGUUUCUGACUUAUGAACCAAUUGUUUCUACUAUACAACCUAAAAUAAUUAAUUUUAGCUAUGGUUUUGUUUCGUCCUCUUGAUCGCGACGAGCUGUUAUUGGUCAAUUUCAUUAUAGUUGACUAAACUGUAUCGAAAUGAAUAUUAUAGUUGAGUUGGGAGCCCACACAUUAAAAAUACCCAAUUGCAGUUUGGUAUAAGAAAUCUUAAUUCAAGAAUUACAGUUGACUAGUAAAAAAAAGUUUUAAGGCUUGAGCUCAGAGGAGGCUUGAACUCAGCUCACGGUAUUCCACGUUUUUUGCUAAUUUAAGGAUAAUAAUGGUGUAAAACUGUAAACCUACCUAGCUGGGUAGAGAUGGGUAGUGAGUAAAUACUCACGGAUAAAUACCGAGUAAUUACUCAGUAUUUACUCAAUAUACCCGUAUUUACUCGUUUAUACCCAAAUUGGUGGGUAUAAACUAUUUAGAGUGCUGAAAGGGGCAUAUAAAUUUGAAAUAUAGGUGUAUUUUGUAAGCCGCUACUGGAUUAAGUACUCAAAAUUGUAAGAAUAGUACAUUGUAGGAGAGGACGGAAAACCGCUAAAAGACGGACGAGUGCGUUUGAGGGCCGACACGUUAGUGGAGGCCCUCAAAUAAUACGAGUCCAUCUUUAGCGUUUCCGGUCGAGGCAUUAAAUAGUGCUUUUCACGACUACUGCGAGGAAAUAAGAAAACAUUUGCAUAACUAUAAGUACUAGUCAGCGAUUUCUCUGUUAGCAAAUUACUAGCCACUGCCUGUGCUGUCUCUUGAGUUUCGGUAGGCGUCGGCGUAUGAAUAUCAUUUUCUUCACUAGAAGAACUAAUUUUUAUAGCGAGCGUAGAUACCAUACCAGUGUUCCAUGUAUUUUUAGUCGAACACAAUUUACACUAUCCAAUUCAGUAAGUAUUUUUAGAUCCCGCCUUUUUUACUUUUUUUAUCACUUUUAAGAGGCGUUUUUCUGUUAUUUGCUUCAAACCGACUCUAAACUUAGAAGCGUUUUUGCUAAAACAAAAACACAAAUAGCUACAAAAGUAAAAAAACGCCUUAAGCGUGAACUAAAUAAGCUGGGUAUUUUUAAAAGCGUUACUUACCUUAUUUGUAUCCCCGCAAUCGAAUGAUGUGGCUAUGAUACAACAUUAUUUCAUUUGCUACCAGGGUGCCUAGCCAAGAUGCCAAUAGUUUCGUUGUCGU
Cydia splendana is the source of this 4631-nucleotide messenger RNA. RefSeq lists its product as uncharacterized. Bases 60 to 1622 code for a protein of 520 amino acids. Gene Ontology annotation, biological process: hemocyte migration. NCBI's taxonomy places the organism in Eukaryota, Metazoa, Arthropoda, Insecta, Lepidoptera, Tortricidae. Gene Ontology annotation, molecular function: growth factor activity. Gene Ontology annotation, cellular component: membrane. The record is from RefSeq and is a predicted model, not a curated record. The transcript is spliced from 6 exons.